AUGCAGAAUAUUAUUAUAAGUGGAAAAGUUAAACAACUGAAAGAGUUAUUAUACUCGCAGACGUGUGAUAAUGCAAAGAAUGCGUUAGAUAAUCAUACCCGCUUGCAAUUAUCUCAAGCAUAUGCAGAGCUGAAACACCGUAAUAUUUUAUUAUCAGACGAAAUCGUGAACUUCAUCGAAUACGAAUUCGUUAAAGGCAGUUAUCUCAAUGGAAUAUUGAAUCAUUAUCAGGACAAUGGAAGUGAUUCAUCAACCAAGCGAGCCGGCUUAGAGGACCGUGUAGCCCAUUUGGUAGAAUGUGUUGAACAUGUCCUACAUAAUUAUAGACCUGGAUCGUUUAUGGACAUUGACGAGAUGCUAAUACUUCGAUUGCGUCAAAUCUACAGCCAUGUUUUCUUCCUAAAAACGCAUUUAAGAAAGUUGCCUUUAUUGCAAUUACAAUUUUGCAUUGCAGUUUUUUUAAAACUAGUCACAGAACAUUCAACGAACGGGUUCGACAUUUACACAUUUGCCAUCGAUAAAGAUCGCUUAGUUCGCUUUUUAAAGGUAAUUAAAGAUGAGCUUAUAUUUGAAACUAAGCCAGUAAUUUCAUUAGAAUGUUACAUACACUGCAUUAAGCAUCGAGUAGAUUCUACUGGUGAUAAGCAAAAUAGUCGUAUUCCCAAAAGUGUUCGUGCGUACAUUGGAUCGGAUUUACAUAAAAUGAGUAGCAACGUGCUGGAUUGUUUGAAAUCGAACGAACCGUUUGUCACAAUGCCAAAAGCAGUGCAGCAAACCUUGAAGACACAUUACGAUAAAACUAUCGAUUGGCAUGUUCGAAGGCGCUCGAAAAGGAUAUUCAAGGAACUGAACGAAACAUACUUCAUCAUGAAGCAGCACUACUCCAUCGGGAAAGUGCUGACGUACAUCGAUGGUGUCACCGAGGGUCCUUGCAGUGAUCCUCCUCACAAGCAUCCUCCCAUUCCAUCUCCAACAAGAAUCCGUGCCAUAAAACGCACUCUACAAGUCAUCGGAGAAAUGAUCAAAAGCACCCGUGAAUCACCGAACAUAACUGCGAAAUUAAACCGCAUACUACAGCUGAUCACAUCAGAAGCGCUAACGGAGCGAACAAAGGAUUUGAGGCAAUUUUUCAGCCACGGUUAUUCUCUGGCAAAGUGGGAAUUGGAAGAAGAAAAUCGCGAACAACUCAUUACAGUUUUCCAAAAAAUUGAAACGAACCUUCGGGAAGCGCGCCGUUGGUUCGUUUACGCACAGACGCAACAAAAUAUGCUAUUGUACAGGCGCUACCUGGCUUAUUUGAAAGGAUUCAAAUCGAUCGAAGCACUUCGAAGCUACAUUACUUUCAUUGGGACAGAAUUUAAAGCUUCUUUGAUUGCAACGUUCGUACCCGAACAACUGACGGAGGCUAAGCUGUUGAUUCAGUACAUGAUAAGUACUUCGAAAUCAGAUGUUGCUUUAGAUUCAAACGCUCGAGAUGACCUGGAGUAUAUCAUCAAGGAGUUAAAGCUCCGCAUAGAUACCAUUACUGCUGAGAAUAAGUCUCUGGGACGAACGGUGGAUGAGUUUUUUUUUCUUGAAACUUACAUCCGGCAACCAUCAGCCACGCUAGCAAGGGUUCAGGAAAUCGUCGAUUGGAUCCUUUUCCGAACGAACCUCUCCAGUCGCCAUAAACUUGUGAAGAAAACAGAUUUAGUGUACGCCCGGGAGUUGCUAACACGCCUGCAAAUAGCUGAAACAGACGAAGAACGUCGUUAUUUAUGGGGAAGUAUUUGGGAGCGGUUAGCAAAGGAGCAAUUCGUAGGACUCGAUACCUUGAUAUGUCGAACAGAGCAACGCACUGAUGUGGCACUGGAAGCAACGAUUAAUAUUAUGCAAGCACUCCAUCUACCCCUGGAUGAUGAUGAGUAUGUACAGUUUGUAAAUCGUCGGUUAGCAAAAAGCUAUUAUCCGAAUGUUUACGUACUAGAUAACAAAUACCGCGUAUUAAAGGAGAUCGUGAAAGAUCGUCGUGCACAUGCAAAUGUACGAGAUGUACUGGAAAAAUUAAAAACUCUGCGGAAAGCGGAUGAAAUCGAGCUGCAAAGAAUGUUUGAUAGUCUGGUAGAUAACAUGGAAGAAAUAUUGAAUCGAUCCGAUCAGCACACUGGCAAACUAGACUCUCUCACGGAUCAACUAGCGCUGGAGUACGACCUACUUGAAGCAACAGAAAUCCUUUGCAACUUGGCUCUUUUCCGCGAUAACAUGGCAGAUCUAGAGACAAUUCACCCGAUUGUGUCUGGACGAAAUUUGAGGAAUUAUCUCGCUCAUGAUUUCCUAGCCUACGAAACACUCACUACCUUUUCUAGAGCUGUAGUCUUAAAUGCACGUUUUCUAGUCGAGAAUCGUUUAAAGUUGUAUAACACUUCGGUGGGAAAAGUAGGUCCGCUUAAGGAUCACUCAAAUAACUUUGGAGAACGGAAUAAUUUCCGGAACGUAAUGGAAUGCCAGACCAGAUGGACUAUGGAACAAGUCGAAUUCUUUGAUCACAUCAAACAUUUUCGUACGCCCAUUUUGGAGAACCAAUUAUCAGCAAUUAUGGAACAAAACGUAGAUGUAAGUGUUAGUUUAUCAAGGCGGACCUUUCUUGAUCAAGACGUAUUAUCGAUUGCUUUGAAUGGAAAUCCUGCUGCAUUCAUAGCACAGUUAGUCCAUUAUGAAGAAAAUAAUUCAAACUUAUUUUAUCUUCUCACAAAAUACUCUCAAAGCAAAAAGCUUAUUGAAGAAAUUAGAACAUUAAUUGAAACGCCACAUGCCUUUUGCUUUCGGCUUGCGAUACGAUAUGGGUUGCAGGAUGUGCUAUGUUCGAUGUUCCUGGGAUGCACUGACGAAAUAUUAAAAAAGAUAAUCACCACCGAGAUUUCAUCAGUUUUCAACCGGCAUUCAACAGAAUUUGUUCGACAACUUGUGAAUCACUUUCCCCAGGAUUGGUUUCUUAAUUUGAAAGAUCAUCUCGGCAACACAAUCUUGCACUGGGCAGUGUUACACGGCGACUCAGAGCUGUUGGUGUUCAUACUGGAACGCUACAGGAUUCUGCUGAAAGUGAAAAAUAUAUUUGGCGACCUGCCACUAUUGAUCGCUGUACGGUACCAUGAGGAUGCGAUUGUGAAAAUACUUUUAGACAAUGGAGCCGAUCCCUGGAUUGAGGAGAAAGUAAUUCAUACAAUAACUAUGCGUGGAAGAAAGGUGCUUUUGGAAUGCUUGCGUGAAACGAGAGGGAGCACUACAGCGACACAAUUUCAAACAUUCAACAAUCAACCGUUACGAACAACCAUCGAAGAUAAUAAUAUCGAACUAUUCAUCUGGCUUCACACAACCUUCAAAUAUAACCUUAAGCAUGGAGAGCUACUUUAUUUGGCUGCUCGCCUCGACAGAAUCAACUUUAUCAAAUACAUUCUAACCGUCUCGAGGGACGAUCAAGGCGAAACAAUUGACAUAGACUCUGUGAGUAAAGAUGUUUACUUUACGCCGCUUAUGAUCGCUUGCGCUGCAGGAAAUUACGGAGCUGCGCAGCUUUUACUGCAACAUGGAGCGAAUGGCUUAUUUGUAAAUGAAAAUAAUUACAGCCCAUGGCAUUGUGCCGUUCACAGCGGAAAGAGGAAUAUCCUGUCACUUCUGCAGUCGAUCUCAGAGCUUAACGUAAAUUUGGUGACUAGAGAUAAACGUUCCGCAUUAACCAUUGCGAUUGAAAACAAUCAAACAACCACUCAAAUCGAAUUAUUGCUAUCAUUUGGUGUUUUAGUUGGAACUGAACAUGUAAUGAAUGCGUGCAAGCUUGGAAGAAUUGACGUUCUACAGUUAUUUUUUGAUCGACAUCCAGGUUUGAUUUCGGCAAGAGACUACUUAGAUCGCAGUACUCUCAUGGUUGCGAUCGCGUCCAAGGAAGAAGCAGUGACACAGUACUUACUAGAUCGAGGAGCCGAUCGCGCCGAUGUUAAUGUACUCGGAAUGAAUUGUCUACACAUUGCUGCGCUAAACAACUUGAUCAAUAUCUGUAACGUACUGCUAGAGGCGAAUGUGUGCCUUGAAACGAAGGAUAGCUUUGGGCGAACUCCGCUAGUGGUUGCUCUGGAAAAUGAGCAUAUUGCGAUUGUUGAGCAGCUGUUACGAUACGGUGCUGACGUUAAAUGUGCUUAUGAUUAUCGUUUCAAGCUCCAUGGUAACGCAUCUCUCUUGCAUAAGUUUACUAUCGAAAAGCGACCAAGAAUGGUUGAUUUUUUAGUGAAAAGACUCCAGUUUCCAAUAGAUAUUGUUGAUGAUGAUGGAAAAACCGCAUGUAUGUAUGAAUAA
Anopheles nili is the source of this 4326-nucleotide messenger RNA. RefSeq lists its product as uncharacterized. The coding region runs from base 1 to 4326 and encodes 1441 amino acids. Lineage: Eukaryota; Metazoa; Arthropoda; Insecta; Diptera; Culicidae. The transcript is spliced from 2 exons. Gene Ontology annotation, molecular function: protein binding. The record is from RefSeq and is a predicted model, not a curated record.